Messenger RNA from Truncatella angustata, 500 nucleotides. RefSeq lists its product as uncharacterized. The transcript has a single exon. The record is from RefSeq and is a predicted model, not a curated record. The coding region runs from base 91 to 405 and encodes 104 amino acids. NCBI's taxonomy places the organism in Eukaryota, Fungi, Ascomycota, Sordariomycetes, Amphisphaeriales, Sporocadaceae.
GUGCCACUUAUACCUGUCGUUCUCUCAUGAGGCUUAGUCGACAGACAAGUUUGAAUUGCUGCACCCAAAUAAUACAUUAUCGUUUUCAAUAUGCUGCUAUCGCCACCCAUGCGGCUACCAUGUGGCCGAAUGAGAGCUAGGCGGGUUGGGAUGAGACACAUUCUCUGGUUGCAUCAUUCGACAAUUGUAUUCGGUUUCCUAGCGGAUGGUUGGAAUGUGUUUUGGUCUACUUUGCCUUCAUUGAUAGAGAUGAAAGCCCGUAAAGCCAAAUGCCAUCGUCAAGAUUUCUUUCAAGCCUUUGUCCCCCUAGAUCAUUCAACUAUCCUUAAAUACCCUAGACACUUGUUUCUAUUUCUGCUUUCUAACAGCCCUCUCACCCCCUGUUUCUGUAACACCGGAUCCUGAAGGCUACGAUAUACUCAUGAUGGCUCUAAAAAGGUUUAUUUUGCUUGUCCUCGCUGGCGCAGCGUUGGCUCAGAUGGAUGGGAUGGGAAUGGGAG